AUGAUUGAUCGUUCAAACUUGAACGAUUCAACUAUUAAAAUAAAUAAAAUAAAUUGUGAAAAAGUCACUAAUACAGAGUUCUAAAAUUAUUACUUUGGAAUGUUCUAAUGUAAUAAAUCUUUAAAUGCUAACCCUGCAUAGGAUAUUCCUAUAUUUUCUUUUACUACAGCAAUACCUCAUUACCAAAGAAGUAUAAGGGCUGAUAUAAUUCAUAUGUAUAGCGGAGAUUCUAAAGCAACCGUUACAAUUAAACCAGAUGAUUAAGCAUAAACAGUAGUUUAAGUAAAUACUAGUAAUAAUAAUAUCUUAUUAACUAGAUUAUAAGUAGAUUGCACAUCAGAUGCUGAUGAAAGUUUUAAUAAAGACAUAGAUCAAUUUUAUAGAGGAUCAUGGACUUAUUUAAAAUCGUCUUCAAACACCAUCAAACUAGCUUUCGAUUCUAGCUGUCCUGAAGAUUAUAAAUUUUCGUAGUUUAGAGUUUCAGGUAUUUAAGUAAAUAUUAGUCCUUGCCAUCCUACAUGCUAAAGUUGUGAUGGCCCUUUAGAAAAUAAUUGUCUGUCAUGUGCUAUUUCUUCAGGAGCUUCAGGUCCUGUGAAAGGUAAAUGCACAUGUAAUGACCCAACUAAUGUCUUUUAAUUUGGUAUUUGCUUAAAAACAUGUGACUCAUCUAAGUUUUUAUUUGAAAGUAAUAAAAUAUGUGUAUUAAUUCCAAAUUGCUUGUAAAAUGUUGAUUCACAAUGUUAAAAAUGUAAGAGUGGAUACUAUUUAGCAGAUGGUUAGUGUUUCACAGAUUGUCCUGCUGGCUAUUAGCAAAUGCCUAAUAAUAACUGCUUGUACAAAAAUGCUAACCUCAUAGGUAAAAAAUAUUUCUCAGGGCUUUUAGGUAAUGAUUUUUCAAUGAUAUCUAUUGCUAAUUUAGGGAUUGUUAUGUCAAACUAUCUUCAAUCAAAUUCUCAAUAAUCUUAGUUUUCAAGAUGCAAUUAAAUUAAUUUUCUUGGAGGAUUUUUUAUAAACUAAAUGAAUAGUACAAUCAAUUUCCCAGAAACUACUAACAUUUAUAAAUAAGUUAGUGUUUCUUUUAAGUAUAUUUUCGUUGACUAUGAAAAUUCUGGAAAUUCGGGAGUUUUUGUUGAAGUUAUUGUAGGCUCUUAAUCAGUAAAAAAUGAAAUUCGAACAGAUACUGCUUCAUCAAUUAAUAUUUGUGGAUUAAGCAAAAAAGACAUCGUUGGUUUUUAUUCGAAUAACUUUUUAUUGCCUAAAUCUAGCAAUUUUAUUAUAAAAAUUACUAAUUCAAAUAAAAGCUCUGACUUUAGUAGCUCUAGUUCAAGUAGAAAUGCUCAUACUUACUUUGGCAUUAGAGAAAUAAAUGUUUUUGGAUUUGAUUGCUCUGUUGACUUCUGCUUAUUAUGUUCAGGUUCUAGUUGUUCGUAGUGUAUAGAUGGAUACUAUUUACAAUCUAACUCUUGCUAACCAUGUGGAGCUUUAUGUGCAACAUGUAGUAACUCAGCUGAAUGUAAAUCAUGUAAACCUAAUUUUGUUUUGAACUCUUUAAAAUAGUGUGUUUGCAAUGAUGGUUACUACUUUUCUAACAACGAUUGUUUAUAGUGCACAAAUAAUUAAUGCAAAGCAUGCAUUUCUUCAACACCCUCUACAUGUACAGCUUGUUAUCCUGGUAAAGUUUUAUCCCUUAAUGGAUAAUGCUUAGAUAAAUGUCCAUCAGCACAGUAUGCUGAUGCAAAUAGUGCUUGCUAAAAUUGUUAAAAAGCAAACUGCUAUACAUGUGAUCCUUUGUAAUCUUCAAAGUGCUUAUCUUGCAAAGACCCUUAUUUUUUAAUAAAUUAAAAUUGUGAGUCUAAAUGUCCUGAAAAGUACUAUGAAAAUAUUAAUACAAGAUAGUGCUUAGCUUGUUACAAUCCCAUCUGUAAAAAAUGCAAUCCUUAACCUGAUAAUAAAUGCACUGAAUGCUAUUCCCCUUAAGUUUUAUAAAAUGGAAAAUGCUAAGAUACCUGUGAUUAUGGUUAUUACAAAGAUCCUUUGACUUAAAAUUGUCUCAUUUGCUCAGGUAUAUGUAAGGAAUGUAAACCUGAUAAUCCAGCAUAUUGUCUGUCAUGUCAUGCACCUCUAGCUGUGAAGGAUGGAGUUUGCAGCAGUUCAUGUGGUAAAGGAAAUUAUAUAGAUGAAGAUAAUAAUUGCUAAGCUUGUCUAAAUAAUAAAUGUCUUUCAUGUGAUCCCAUUUAAACAGACAAAUGCCUUAAUUGUGGGGAAGGCUAUUACUUGUACAAUGACGACUGUGUUACUGACUGCCCUUCUUUAGGAUUCUAUAAAAGUGAGUCAGAUAGAUAAUGCAAAAAUUGCCCAGAUUCAAACUGCUUAUCCUGUGAUUCUAAUAAUCCAAAUAUUUGUUCUAAAUGUAAAAGUCCUACAGGUCUCUUAGGAAGUUCUUGUGUUCUUGAUUGUGGUGAUAGUAAAUAUAUAAACAAUUUAGAUUAAAUAUGUACUAAUUGUUAAGAUUUGAAUUGCAAAAUUUGUGAUCCAAAUGCUCCUGGUAAUUGCCUCAAGUGCAUACCACCUUUUGGUCUGUUAGGAUCUGCUUGUGUGUUGGACUGUGGAGAUAUGUAUUAUUUUGAUUAAGAUUUAAUAUGCUAGGAAUGCAGCAAUAAAUCUUGUAAAACUUGUUCUCAAGCAGAUUCGUAAAUAUGCUUAACUUGUUUUUCAGAUAAAGUUUUUCAUGAUUCUACCUGCAAAGAUUAAUGUCCUGAUAAUUUCUAUAAAUCUACCUCUUCUAAUUUAUGUCUCAAAUGCCCUGACGAAAAUUGUUAAAAGUGCAGUGCUGAUCUCCCAUCUAAUGAUUGCUUAUCCUGUAUAGCACCUUAUGUUUUGCAGGAUUCUGUUUGUGCUUUAAAAUGCAAAGAUGGAUAUUAUAUUGAUAACCUCUAAAUUUGCUAAAAAUGUAAUAAUAGUAAUUGCUAGCACUGCGAUCAAUCUGACUCAAGUAUUUGCUUAUCAUGUGAGGCAUCAAAAGUAUUGCAUUAGGGAGAUUGUAUUGAUAACUGUCCAAGCGGCUAUUAUAAAAAUCCUGUAACUGGGUAGUGCUUAUUAUGUAUCAGCAAUAAUUGUGAUGUAUGUGAUUCUAACUUUCCAAAUAUAUGCUUAACUUGUUAAUCUACAUUUUUGAUGUAAGAUGGGUAAUGUGUUCUAGCUUGUAAUGAUAAUUACUAUGUCUCAGGAUAAUAGUGUUUAUCUUGUGAAAACAAAAAUUGCUUAACAUGUGAUCCAAAUAACUCUAAAAAUUGCUUAACGUGCUCAGAAGAUAAACAAAAUUAUUUAAAUGAUUGUGUCAAUAAAUGUAAGGAAUCAGAAGUUUAUGAUAAUGUGAAAAAAGAUUGCAUAAAGUGUUUAAACAACUGUUUAUCAUGUGAGCCAUCUGAUCCAUCUAUCUGCACAGCUUGUCAUCCUCCUAAUGUCUUAAGUAAUUCUUAGUGUAAAUUAGAAUGUGAUGAAGGAAUGUAUAUUGAUAAUAGCUAAAAUAAGUGUGUUAAUUGUUAGAAUCCAUUAUGUUCUAGCUGCAACCCUUUUAAAUCUAACGAAUGCUAUUCUUGUAAAAAACCAAAAAUUCUUUUAGGGGUUGAUUGUGUUGAUAAAUGCGAGAGCAAUAUGUAUGUAGAUUCUACUAACAACUCAUGCCAAAUAUGUUCUAAUCCCUAACAGAACUGUCAAACAUGUUUAGAAUCAAACCCACUAUUUUGCAUAUCAUGUGAAGCUCCUUUUGCACUGUUAGGUAAUGAUUGUGUUUUAGAUUGUGGAGAUGGUUUUUCAAAAAAUGAAGUUACAAAUACAUGUGAAUAAUGUAUAAAUAAAGACUGUAAAAGGUGUGAUCCACUAAAUAAAAAUGAAUGCACUUCAUGUGAACCACCUUUAGCUUUACUUGAAAUAUCCAAAUAAUGCUUAAAAAAUUGUCCUAGUGGUAUGUAUGUUGAUUCAGUAUUAAAUAUAUGCAAAAGCUGUUCUAAUUUAUCUUGUAAAACUUGUUUAGAAUCUUCUUCUGAUAAAUGUUUGUCUUGCGAGAUUCCUUUGCAUUUAUAAAAUAGCUAAUGUUAAGCUUAAUGCUAUAAAGGAUACUUCCUGGAUACUUCACUUAAUUAAUGUCUUCCUUGCUCAAACCCAGGCAAUAACUGUCUUACAUGUGACCCUUUGUAACCUUAGAAAUGUAAUAGUUGUGAAAGUCCUCAAGCUCUUUGGUAAGAUAACUGUGUUGACAAAUGUGAAAAUGGUUAUGUAAUUGAUACUAAUAAUUAAAUUUGUGUUAAAUGUCUAAAUAGUAAUUGCUUGACAUGCAGUUUUCCGGACACUUAAAAAUGUUUGAGUUGUGAAAGCUAGAAAAUUUUAGAUAAAAAUGAUUGCUUAGAUAGGUGCUUACCAGGCAUGUAUUAUGAUGUAACUAUGAAUACUUGCUAGACAUGCUAAAAUAAUAAAUGCGAAUACUGUGAUCCUUCUAAUAGUAUUAACUGCAUUUCAUGUGCAAACCCAAAAAUAAAGAAAGGUUAUGAUUGUGUGGAUUCUUGUGGAGAGAAUAUGUAUAUUGAUCUGCUUUCAAAUUCAUGUAAGAGCUGCUCAAAUAAAAAUAAUAAUUGCUUGACUUGUUCAAAUCCCCCAAAUGAAAAUAUUUGCACGAGUUGCUCAGAUCCUUAUGCUUUGUUAAAUUCUGAUUGUGUGGUAGAUUGCGGUAAAGGAAAAGUUAAAAAUCCUGUUUCAAAAUAAUGUGAAGAUUGUUAAAAUAAAAAUUGUUUAACUUGCUCUCUGGGUAAUAAAGACAUAUGCUUAACUUGCCCUAACAAUCUUUAUCUUUUAAAUGGAGAUUGUGUUACGGAUUGUGGAGAUAAAAUGUAUGAAGAAAAUAACAUUUGUAUGCCUUGUGUAGAAUAAAGUUGUAAAACAUGCUAACCAAAAAGCUCGACAUGCACCUCAUGCUCAGCUCCAAAGUAUCUUUUCUAAGGUUAGUGCUUAGAUGACUGUGGAGAAAGCUGGUAUAAAGGUUAAAUCGAUUAAAACUGUUAUAAGUGUAAUAAUGAUAAGUGUAAAACUUGCGAUGCAAGAGAUAGUAAUAAUUGUUUAUCUUGCACAUACCCUAAAUUACUUGAUGAAAAAAACUGUGUUGAUUAUUGUGGAGAAAAUAAAUUUUUUGAUACUUUAACAAAUUCAUGCCAAUCUUGCAAUAAAAACUGCAAGAAGUGUAAAGAUAAUUUAUUAUGCAUAGAAUGUUAAGCUGGUUAUUUUCAUUAUAAUGAAACAACAUGCAUGCUCAGAUAUAAACUGUUAAGAUUGCUCGAAUGA
Tetrahymena thermophila SB210 is the source of this 5331-nucleotide messenger RNA. RefSeq names its product zinc finger lsd1 subclass family protein. NCBI's taxonomy places the organism in Eukaryota, Ciliophora, Oligohymenophorea, Hymenostomatida, Tetrahymenidae. The transcript has 5 exons. The record is from RefSeq and is a predicted model, not a curated record.